CGGCGGCGUUGGCGGCGGUCACGUGCGGCGGAGGCAGGCCCGGCCCGCCGCACUCGGAGCCACCGCCAUGCCGCUGCCGCCGCUGCCCGGCCGCCCCCGCCUCGGGCGGGCCCCGCUCCUGCCGCUGCUGCUGCUGCUCCUGCUGCCGGGCCCGGCGCGGCCCAUCUCCUUUCAGCUGCCGGGCAAGGCGCGGAAGUGCCUGCGGGAGGAGAUCCACCGCGACACGCUGGUCACGGGCGAGUACGAGAUCAGCGCCCCGCCGGGCUCCUCCACCGGACCCUCCGCCAACCUCAAGAUAACUGACUCGGCUGGGCACAUCCUGUAUGCCAAGGAGGAUGCCACCAAGGGCAAGUUUGCCUUCACCACUGAAGACUAUGAUAUGUUUGAGGCCUGCUUUGAGAGCAAGCUUCCUGUGGGAACAGGGAGGAUGCCGGACCAGCUCGUGACUCUGGAUAUGAAGCAUGGCGUUGAAGCAAAGAACUACGAGGAGAUUGCUAAAGUGGAGAAGUUGAAACCCCUGGAAGUAGAAUUGAGGCGCUUGGAAGAUCUUUCAGAGUCCAUCGUUAACGACUUUGCCUAUAUGAAGAAACGAGAAGAGGAGAUGAGGGACACAAAUGAGUCGACAAACACCCGGGUUCUGUACUUCAGCAUUUUCUCCAUGUGCUGUCUCAUCGGACUGGCCACCUGGCAGGUUUUCUACCUGCGUCGCUUCUUCAAGGCCAAGAAGCUGAUUGAGUAAAGGAGCAAAUCUUCUUCCCCCUCCUCUCAGACCCAGCUGGACACCGCUGGACCUAGCCAUGGCCUCCUGGAGCCAUCUUACAGAUGAUACCCACUGACUGGAGCUUUUCUGGAGGAACUUGGACCCUAAAGGGGGAGGGGAGCCUGAACAUCGGAGGCAAUGGGGGACUUGUGAAAUCCUGUUGGAUGUUGAGGGUGGGGGAGGUCAUGAUGGGUUUGGGUAUUCCUGGGGCAGCGAUUAAAUAAAAAAAGAUGUUUCCAUGACAGCUGCAGCAAGUUUUUUGCGCUGUCUAUUCUCCUUUUAUAAUCAUGGCUUGAUGAUGUCUCCCAUCUGUCUGUGACUGCAGUGUUACUCAGAACCACCUGACCCUGCUGCGCUCUUUAGGUGGCAUGCAGGUCACACCGGGGCAGAGCAGGGGGAUUCCCUGUCCUCACCAGCUGGGAUCUAAGCCUCGAGCAAAUGGAGAUGAGUGCAAAGCAAUAGGAUUCGUCAUUCCAGCAGGGCCUGAGAAUAGAGGGUCUUCCAAGGUUUGGUCCCUGUUGUGGACUUCUGUGUUUCUCCCUGUGGGAGCUGGUGUCUUUGUGCUGACAGGUCAGAGCACUUGAGCAUAUGGUGAUUCAGCCUGGAGGAAGGGGAGCCUUCUAAGGCGGGCUUGGAAGUGUGUUUGAGCUUGGAAAGAGGCCUGCUUUGCUCAGAUAAGCUAUCCAGCCUUGUCCCACCCUUCCCCCACGUUUGUCUUGGAUUUGCCUCUCUUGUUUUGAAAUGGUGCAGCAGCUUUCCUGAAAACCUUGGUCAGGAACAGCCUUUUGUGCAGGAGGCCUCGGUCAGAUACAGUCACAGAGCAGAUGGGAGAAGGUCAUGCUAGGAAACUUGGUCUUACAUUGAGCAGGAGACUUCUCAUCUAUCCAUGCAGCUGGCUGAAUGUCAUCUUGAGACCUCAGAGCAAGGUGAGCUGAUGCUCACAUGAGGGCCUGAACCCUGCAUUGAGGUCUGAGGGUACAAAUAGUGCUGUGCAGGGUAGCAGAGGAGUUGGAAAAAAUGUGGAUGAAAGAAAAGGCAGUACAGGUUGGGAAUAGGCUAGCUCUACAUAUGAGGGGGCAGUCUGAACUGUGCGCUCAACAGAACUGUUAUUUUCCUGUGCAGUACUAGAUGGCAAGAGCCAGCAGCUUCUUGCCAUUUCUCAGCUGUCCAGAUGGCACUAUGUUAAAUAAAACAGGCAGGGAAAAAGCAGGUUAACUUCCUGGACUUGCUGCAGUUUUUAGGCAGUGAUUACAAUUCUGUCAUUGUCUCUGCAUUCCUUCAGAGCAAGUGGUUCAGCAGCACAACAUUCUGGUGUCCUGUGUCCAGAUACUUCUGGGUAGGGAUGGGGUUGUCAUGGCCCUGGACCCAGCCUAGCAGUUUCAAAAAAGCAUAGUUUUAUAAUUUCUGACCCGAGUCUGAUGUAUUACUAGGAAGGAAACAGUUGUCCAGGGUGAGACAAUGGAAAAGAGGAUGUAAAGAUGAUCUCCUGUCAUCUAAAUACAUUAGUUCUUUGCCAUUCCCAGGUUCCUGGAGUUGUUAGUUCCACUGCAAGUACUUUGAUUGCUUUUAAUUUGUUUGUUUUUUGAUAAAGCCAUAUUAGGAUCCUAAGUCCACUCCUCCGCCCUUGCAUCCAUUUUAUCCUUGUGUGUUUUUGAAAGCUGUUACAGUGCACAACAGCAGCAGUGCCACAGGACUGAAUUACAGAAGUCAUUUGAAGGUGGUUUUAGGUCCUACAGUUUGAAGCCUGUAGAUCUGUUAAGGUUUUGCUUUUGUUUUUAUAUAACUUGAGAAGACAGUACAAGAAAGGGGCUUUUCCAGUCCUGUCUGUUUUGAUAUCCUCUCCCCAUCCCUAUCUGAGUACAAAGUUAUCUUAAAUAUGAUGGUGAGGCCUUAAGUUCCCCAGGUGACUGUUACACUGUCAUCGUUCUGGUGUUACGUUUUGACCUUCGCUGUACUGGUGUAGUUACUGGGGAGCAGGUGCGGGGCACUGGUGUGGAUUUACCUGUAAUGACUGGUUGGGGGACUUUUGUCAGCUUUCUCAAAUAAAAUUUUUUUGGGGAAAACAACCCACCUCACCUUGUU
Messenger RNA from Poecile atricapillus (Black-capped chickadee), 2842 nucleotides. RefSeq names its product transmembrane p24 trafficking protein 10 (gene TMED10). Gene Ontology annotation, cellular component: COPII-coated ER to Golgi transport vesicle; COPI-coated vesicle; Golgi apparatus. Gene Ontology annotation, biological process: endoplasmic reticulum to Golgi vesicle-mediated transport; intracellular protein transport; Golgi organization. The transcript has 5 exons. NCBI's taxonomy places the organism in Eukaryota, Metazoa, Chordata, Aves, Passeriformes, Paridae. The record is from RefSeq and is a predicted model, not a curated record. The coding region runs from base 68 to 739 and encodes 223 amino acids.